Molecule: messenger RNA, 1849 nt
Organism: Caretta caretta (loggerhead turtle)
Lineage: Eukaryota; Metazoa; Chordata; Testudines; Cheloniidae
Gene: GDF10
Product: growth differentiation factor 10
Biological process (GO): positive regulation of osteoblast differentiation; osteoblast differentiation
Cellular component (GO): extracellular region
Molecular function (GO): growth factor activity; cytokine activity
Source: RefSeq, a predicted model, not a curated record
CCCCAGUCCAGCCCGACCUCCCCCAGCCCCGGUGCCAGCGCUGCUCACCUCGCGGGCCAGGGGAUUGGCCGAGCGGGCUCGGCAUCAGCAGCGCGGAGGGGUCGCUCCCACCUCCCCACCCCAGCCCGCAUCCCGGGGCACCAGGAGAGCGGCUGCAGCAGGGGGAACCUGGAGCCCCAGCCAGCGGGCGCCGCUAGCCAGGCUGCAGCAUCCCCGAGCCGGCGCGCGGCUCCGCAGCUCCCCGCGGGUCUCGGUGCAGCAGGAUCCCCCCGAUGGCCGGCCGCCUGGCGUGCUGGCUGCUGCUCUGGGCGCUGGGGCAGGGGGGCUGCCACACGCUCCCCGCGGAGGAGGAAGGUGCCAGCCGCAAGCCCAGGCCCCCAGCGGCUCCCCUGGCCAUCGCCUCCCCCAGCAGGGACCCCCCGGGGGGCUCUUCGCCCUCCCCGGCGCUGGGCAGCCUCGCUCAGGACGCGGUAGCUGUCCACAUGCUUAAACUCUACGAGAAGUACAGCCGGGAAGGCAGCCGGCCUGGGGACGGCAACACGGUGCGCAGCUUCAAAGCCAGGCUGGAGCUAUUGGACCAGAAGCCCCUGUACUGCUUCAAUCUAACGUCCAUGCAGGACUCAGAGUUGAUCCUCACUGCCACAUUCCACUCUUACUCAGACAAGCGCCCCCGGCACCGGGAAGCGUUCUGCAAGCGCUCCAAGAACUCAUCCUGCCGCCUCCUCCACUUGCCCCAGAUCCCACGGCUCAGCCUCGUUUUCCGAAGCAUUCUCCAGAACUCCGCCUAUGGGCUGGUGAAAGGGAAUGUCACAGUGUUCCUCCACAGGCGGGGGGCUUGGCAGAUGAAGGACAUCUCCCACAUCAUAAAGGAAUCCAAACGGGAUGGUGAGCUCGUCCUUUGUGCGGAGCUUGACUCUGGAGAGAAAUACCAGGGCUUCCCCAAACAGCAAACCAAUCACUUACCAUACAUACUGGUUUAUGCUAAUGACCUGGCCAUAUCAGAACCCAACAGUGUGGCCGUGACUCUACAGCGAUAUGAUCCAUUCCCUUCCAGCGAUGGGGAAACCAGCCUAUCCCCCAAUGCUUCCACAGACACCCGGGUGAGGAGGGACAUAUUUCUUUCCAGCUCUAUCCAGAACAACGAGCUGCCAGAGGUGGAGUAUAACAACAACAAAUACAACAAACAUGACAUAUGGGAAAGUGCCUACAAGUCCCUAAAACCCAAAACCUCACGCAAGGACCGAAGGAGGAAAGGGCAAGAAAACACAGAGCUGCUCUCAAAAUCUCAGAUGCUACAUUUUGAUGAGAAAACCAUGAAGAAAGCCAGACGAAAACAGUGGAACGAGCCCAGGAUUUGCUCUAGAAGAUACAUGAAAGUGGACUUUGCCGACAUUGGCUGGAAUGAAUGGAUCAUAUCUCCCAAGUCAUUCGAUGCAUAUUACUGUGCUGGGGCUUGCGAGUUUCCAAUGCCCAAGAUUGUGCGGCCAUCGAAUCAUGCCACAAUCCAGAGCAUUGUAAAAGCCGUGGGAAUCAUUCCAGGCAUUCCCGAACCCUGCUGCGUUCCUGACAAGAUGAACUCCCUCAGCGUCUUGUUCUUUGACGAGAACAAAAAUGUUGUUUUAAAGGUGUACCCCAAUAUGUCUGUGGAAACCUGUGCCUGCCGAUAAGUCUACGCCAAUGCUCCUUUAAGGAGACCAGCGCCCCCUGCCCAGCUACACUGGGAAAGUUGUGAAUGGGAAAUCAAUUGGCCUGUGCUUAUGAAUGAAUGCAAGUCUACAACUCCAUCCACAGAAAGAAUGAGGAGACUCUAAAGUAAUACACAAGCUCCCCUCGAAAGAUCUCCCUUAUU